Molecule: messenger RNA, 3091 nt
Organism: Lipotes vexillifer (Yangtze River dolphin)
Lineage: Eukaryota; Metazoa; Chordata; Mammalia; Artiodactyla; Lipotidae
Gene: SLC6A4
Product: solute carrier family 6 member 4
Exons: 14
Coding region: 499-2391 (630 amino acids)
Biological process (GO): sodium ion transmembrane transport; serotonin uptake; amino acid transport
Cellular component (GO): neuron projection; plasma membrane; synapse
Molecular function (GO): serotonin binding; serotonin:sodium:chloride symporter activity
Source: RefSeq, a predicted model, not a curated record
GUGUGUGUGUGUGUGUGUCAGUGUGUGUGUUGCGGGGAAGGAGUCCUUCCCCUCCCCGGGCCCCGGCUCCCCCUCCACUCCCACCCCCAGCGGCCCCUCCCCGGUGAGCGCGCCCACCCCCCCCAUCCCCCAUCCUCCCCAGGAGGAACGCAGAGCCGCAGCCGCGGGGAAACGUAAAGUUUCUGCGGCUCAAAAGUGAGCUCUUAAAAUUCUUUAAGAGCUCUUUGGCGGCGGAUAUCUAGAGAUCAGACCAUGUGAGGGGCCGAGAGUACAAAUACGGCCGCGCGGGCGUCGGCGCCGGCACAGGCAGCGACGCCCCGGUGCCUCGAGGGCGCGAGGGUCGCCCGCCUCGGAAGCUCCGGACCGGCCUCCGCGGACUCCCGGCAGAGCUCUCAACCCCAUUGACAUCAAGUGCUGAGGAGACUCAUAGAUCUGAGCACCAAGAAUUCAGGUCGGUCCUCGGCACAUGGGCAUCAGCAUCAUCUACUAGCUAGUAGGAUGGAGACCACACCCUUAAAUUCCCAGAAGGAGCUAACAGCAUAUAUGGAUGGAGAAGACUGUCAAGGAAACAGUGUUCUACAGAAGGGUGUCCCUGCCCCGGGGGAUAAGGCGGAGUCCAGCCAAAUUUCGAAUGGGUACUCAGCAGUUCCAAGCCCCAGUGCAGGAGAAGACACUCAGCAUUCCAUCCCGGCUGCCACCACCACGCUAGUGGCUGAGGUUCAUCCAGGGGAACGGGAGACCUGGGGCAAGAAGGUGGAUUUCCUCCUCUCCGUCAUUGGCUAUGCUGUGGACCUGGGCAACGUCUGGCGCUUUCCCUACAUCUGUUACCAGAAUGGAGGGGGGGCAUUCCUCCUCCCCUACACUAUCAUGGCCGUUUUCGGGGGGAUCCCGCUGUUCUACAUGGAGCUCGCGCUCGGCCAGUACCACCGAAAUGGAUGCAUUUCGAUAUGGAGAAAAAUCUGCCCGAUUUUCAAAGGGAUUGGUUACGCCAUCUGCAUCAUUGCCUUUUACAUCGCCUCCUACUACAACACCAUCAUGGCCUGGGCGCUCUAUUACCUCAUCUCCUCUUUUGCGGCCCAGCUGCCCUGGACCAGCUGUAAGAACUCCUGGAACACUGGCAACUGCACCAACUACUUCUCCGAGGACAACGUCACCUGGACACUCCACUCAACAUCCCCUGCAGAAGAAUUUUAUACGCGCCACGUCCUGCAGAUCCACCGGUCAAAGGGGCUCCAGGACCUGGGAGGCAUCAGCUGGCAGCUUGCCCUCUGCAUCAUGCUGAUCUUCACUAUUAUCUACUUUAGCAUCUGGAAAGGUGUCAAAACAUCUGGCAAGGUGGUUUGGAUAACAGCCACCUUCCCUUACAUCAUCCUUUCGAUCCUGCUGGUGAGGGGGGCCACCCUCCCCGGAGCCUGGAGGGGAGUUCUCUUCUAUUUGAAACCCAACUGGCAGAAACUCCUGGAGACAGGGGUGUGGGUGGAUGCGGCCGCCCAGAUCUUCUUCUCUCUCGGUCCUGGCUUUGGGGUCCUGCUGGCUUUUGCGAGCUACAACAAAUUCAACAACAACUGUUACCAAGACGCCUUGGUGACCAGUGUGGUGAAUUGCAUGACGAGCUUCGUUUCAGGAUUUGUCAUCUUCACAGUGCUGGGGUAUAUGGCUGAGAUGAGGAACGAAGAUGUGUCUGAGGUGGCCAAAGAUGCAGGCCCCAGCCUGCUCUUCAUCACAUAUGCGGAAGCCAUAGCCAACAUGCCGGCAUCCACGUUCUUUGCCAUCAUCUUCUUCCUGAUGUUAAUCACACUGGGCUUGGACAGCACAUUUGCAGGCUUGGAGGGGGUGAUCACAGCCGUGCUGGAUGAGUUUCCACACAUCUGGUCCAAGCGCCGGGAGUGGUUUGUGCUCAGCGUGGUCAUUACCUGCUUCUUUGGAUCCCUGAUCACCCUGACUUUUGGAGGGGCCUACGUGGUGAAGCUGCUGGAGGAGUUUGCCACGGGACCCGCAGUGCUCACUGUUGCCCUGAUAGAAGCAAUUGCUGUGUAUUGGUUCUAUGGCAUCAAUCAGUUCUGCAGUGAUGUGAAGGAAAUGCUUGGCUUCAGCCCUGGAUGGUUUUGGAGGAUCUGCUGGGUAGCCAUCAGCCCUCUGUUUCUCCUGUUCAUCAUUUGCAGUUUUUUGAUGAGCCCACCACAGCUACGACUUUUUCAGUAUAAUUAUCCUCAGUGGAGCAUCAUCCUGGGUUACUGCAUAGGAACCUCAUCUUUCAUCUGCGUCCCGAUGUAUAUAACUUAUCGGCUGAUCAUCACUCCAGGGACACUUAAGGAGCGUCUUAUUAAAGGUAUCACUCCAGAAACACCGACAGAAAUUCCCUGUGGGGAUAUCCUCUUGAACGCUGUGUAAAAAGGAAGGAAAAUGGCUUCCCAACAAGCUCUUCCUCCAGUUCUGACAAGUCACACCUCGCCUUCCCCCUCUAACUCAAUGAGUUGCCAGCUAAGCCUGCCGAUGGAAGGGCCUUCUUCAUAGAGACACAGUCCCAAAAGACUAUGGUGCCUAGACUCUUAUGGCCUCCAGCCACUUCUUUCUGUGAAAUCUCCCAGACAUGUUAUCAUGUUAGACUCUGUGAUGCAGCUGAAGUGGACUGCUUUGGAUGUGGGAGGGUGUGUAUGGAGGUGAUGAAAACCACAGUAUCGUCAGUUAGGAUUAGGUUUAGGAUCAAGUCUGUGAAAGUCUCCUGUAUCAUUCCUUGUUACGAUCAUCAGUAUCUAACAUCGUUUGCUUCCAAAGGUUUCACUGUUCAUGAAUGCAUAAACCAUUUAGAAGAAAACAGGGAUACUGUCUUGCUAGCCAUAUAUUUCCUGAGUAGCAUAGAAUUCUACUAUAGCUGGAAUCUACUAGAACCCUGUAACCUGUGUACUGCUCUGGAGUCAGGAGAGGAAGAUGUAAGAAGCUAAGCUGAAAAAUAAUUUGUACAUGUGAGCGUGUGUGUCUGUGUAUAUACUGUUGUUCCAGCGUAUCCCUAUCUCCAUUCUAAUACUUUGGGCCCGUUACAAACUAUAUGAAUUUCCUCUAGUUUUUCUUACAUUAACAAAUUCCACCUACU